CGACUUCGCUGCUCUGUAUCUCAUCAAUCUCCAUCUGAUAUCGACUUGUUCACCUUCAUCUGAUAUCACCAUCGGUCCACGGCCAUCUCCGAUACCUUCCAAACACAAAACAGGAAGCUGUAAACUGCAAUCGCUCGCGUGUGCCCUUGCCUUUGCCUUGCCCUGAGCACUGACUUGUGGAUCUACCGCCCCUACUGCACCAUUAUUUCAUCAAGCAGACAAAAAGAAGCAUUUUUCAGAUAAGGGAGAAGUAAUCAUCCAUCAAGUCGUGAUACAAGUACACUAUAUAAGAAGCACUGUUUCGCUUCUACUCUGCGAUCCAAUUGCAUUCAUUGCAUAACCAUCAUUCAAUCAUGCUCGUCAAUUCCAUCUUCGCCGCCAGCGCAUUGAUGGUCUCUGGCGCAGUCGCCUGGAACAAAGACGUUCAUCAACAAAUCGGCUACAGCGCCGAACAACUCCUCACCCCCUCCACAAAAUCAAUCCUCCAUCACAUCCUCGAGCCCAAAUACAACGGCAGCAUAGGCUUAGCAGCAUCCUGGGCAGACGACUACGCCCACACCACCGAAGGCGCUUUUUCCUACCAAUGGCAUUGGAUCGAUUCAGCAGACAACCCACCCUACUAUUGUAAUGUGUAUUAUAACCGUGACUGCACGAAAGGCGGUUGCGUGGUUUCCGCCAUUGCGAAUCAGACGCAGAUACUCAAGGGAUGUAUCACGAGGGCCAAGAAGGGGCAACUUGUGCAUGGUGAGGAUUUGCAGUGUUCGUAUGCGUUAAAGUGGGUUGCGCAUUUCUUGGGCGAUAUAGCGCAGCCUUUGCAUGCGUCCGGUGUCGCGGCUGGUGGCAAUGACUUUGACGUGGUAUUUGGAAACCAUUCGACCGAAUUGCAUGCUGUCUGGGAUGGCUGGAUCGUCUACGCAGACGCAAAUGUCACCGGCUUCCCCAACAACACUAUCCAACCAUUCUUCAAGCACCUCGUCUCCCGCAUCCGCGAAGACGACUUUUCAAUCCCCACUGCAGAAUGGAUUGCUUGUAGCGACCCUUCCACACCUUUGGAAUGUGCGCUCAGCUGGGCUCGCGACAGCAACGCCUUGACCUGCGAUUACGUCUACUCGCAAGCUUUCAACGGUACAAACCUGGCCACUAGCGGAUAUGCAACUGGUGCAUUCCCAAUCGUGGAGUUGCAGAUUAGUAAGGCGGUGUUGAGAUUGGGUACAUGGUUGAAUAAGCUUGUGGCUGGUGAUUAUGACCAUGGAAGAGAUGUUGUGCUUCAGACGAACCCGAGUUGGUUGUUGGGUCCUGAUGGUGGAGAGUAGAAGUGGUGUGAUGUUUGUUGUGUAUGAGCGAAGGAAGAUAUCGAAGAUGAUGGACACGAUGUCAAAUAUUUCCAGAGAAUGACGACCUGUUUGUCGAAAAUUCUAUCCAGUAUGAUAUGUGCUCAUUCCCAACGUUGGCGCUGUCCAACGUUG
This is a messenger RNA of Aureobasidium pullulans EXF-150, 1466 nucleotides long. RefSeq names its product nuclease PA3. Gene Ontology annotation, molecular function: endonuclease activity; nucleic acid binding. The record is from RefSeq and is a predicted model, not a curated record. Lineage: Eukaryota; Fungi; Ascomycota; Dothideomycetes; Dothideales; Saccotheciaceae. The transcript has 3 exons. The coding region runs from base 354 to 1313 and encodes 319 amino acids. Gene Ontology annotation, biological process: DNA catabolic process.